AUAUUCCGUCGGGUUUUUCAUCCGUACCUUUGAACUUUCCUUAAUAGGGGAACAAACAAUGGAGAGCGCCCUCGAUUCUUUAUGGAGCCCCCUUACGAACAGGCGUCGGCACUAAGCAAUAGGUCGACGUACAACCUUGUAUAAAGGUCACACCCAGGGACCCUAUCCUGUAACCACGCCUGAACCUUGAGCUGCUCAUGCGAUGGCGUCCGACGUUCCCCGACCAAAACAAGAUGGGAAAGCAGAGCAUCUCUACCAUGGUCUUGCCGUGAAUCUCUCGCCUGCACAAAUAAUUGCGGAGGCAUGGCAGCGGGAGUCCGCUCAAACUCAGGAAUUCUGGCGGCAGGCAGAGGCAAAGCGGAAGGAACGAUAUUCGGCCCCUCGACCUCCACGACCACGGAGUGGGAAGAUGUAGAUAAAGUUUAACGUGGAGGUAAGGAUUUGUUUUCUGUAAGGUCGUAACUGCUUACAACUGUUCGUAUUCUAACGGCUGCUCUUACCCAAGUUUCGACCUUCUUUGUAUAUAUCGUUCCUCACCAACACUACCCAUACGCAGCGUGAUUGCAAAAACACGGUUGUUGCUUAGUAUUUAAAUAGC
Messenger RNA from Pisolithus orientalis, 598 nucleotides. RefSeq lists its product as uncharacterized. Bases 203 to 415 code for a protein of 70 amino acids. The transcript is spliced from 2 exons. Lineage: Eukaryota; Fungi; Basidiomycota; Agaricomycetes; Boletales; Pisolithaceae. The record is from RefSeq and is a predicted model, not a curated record.